AAUUCGGUCCACAUUAGGUCGAGCUCGCAAGUGGUGGUCUACGUUGAUAGCUGAAGUGCAGUACUUUUGGUCUGAUGACGGAACAGGUAGUAACUGUUUCUGGUGGCAUGAUGUCUUGUUGCUUCUCGUAGGAAUGCGAAGUGACUUCACAUCGAAAUGGAGCGCGGAGUGCCUCGUUCGUUAUUUUACAAAUUGCUUGUUCUUUUGUCAAAUCACCAUCAUUCUAUUGCAAAUGAUCGACACAUUGGAAAAUCAAAGCGACAAUGUGUAUGCAGUGGUUAUCGGGAUCACGAAAUCCUCAGCGUUCCUCGUCUCAACCCUGAAACUGUUACUGAUAAGAUUCUACCGGAAUCCAAUCGAGGAUCUUAGGCAUUACAUCACCAAUGGCAACGUUACCUCUGGAGACAAAGGCCACGAUAAGCUAGAACUAAGGAAGUUCAACGAAAAGUCUCGAAUCCUUAUCUUUUGUAUCUUCGGCCUCACCGUCAUCGAUACCGUUUUCCUUUCCAUACCGAACUCUACAACGGAUGUGGCUUUAAGAGUGCCAACCAACCCAGAAUCUAAGCCCCAUAUCAGUUUAGCAUUUCGAUUCUUUUUCAUAAGUCUUUUGCCGUUGGGCUUCGUGCCGAAAUUUUUCUGCUGUAUGGCAACCAUUGGAACUCUGCUGAUGGGAAUGCGAACCAAUUUUACAAUGCUGGCCCAUCGCUACCGCUCGAUCCUGAAGCAACCGUUCGUGAUCGAUGGGACUGACUGGAGGAGGAUGGAUCGCGAAUUGAAAGAAACACUAGCUCAUCAUGUGCAGUUUUGGCGACAUCUAAAAAUACUGAAAAAUUUGGUCGGGAGAAGCUUCUUUCUGGUCCAUAUCUUUUCAGUCCUCAGCAUAGGUGCGCUGUGCUAUGUCUGUCAAGGCGUUGGAGUAGACUUUUUGUCCUUGGUCAUCAUUGCAACAAUGGCAAUGUUUAUGCUGGAAUACUAUUUGUUUUGUUACUUCGUAGAUUCGCUCCAAGAUGUCGCGGACUGUCUCGGCGAUCAGAUUUUUGAGGUUUGUGCCCUUAUGCCCUACAGCAAAACGAAUCAUUCGCAGUACCAAGGAUUCAAGACCGCUUUGAUAAUAGCAUGGAUUAAUACCCGCCAUGGACUGUCCAUGAACUGCGUAGGGCUAUUUGACAUUUCGACAUUCGCCUUUCUCCACUUAUUGAACAUUGCCUACACAGUGCUAACAUUUUUGAUACAAAUGAGUAAGCUUCAAACCAGUGAUUGAACAACACUUUAAAGGCAUUCGAACAACUAUUGAGAUAUUUUGUGUUCAUGUUUCUAUGUAAACGUUGACUUUAAUCACGAUCGCUCUUAGACAAAUCGUUUUUGAUAACAGCUUGAAUUGGUGUUUAAGUAUGAAAAAAAAACUAUAAUUAGCACAUUACCGUAUAUAUGCACACACAAGUGCACACAUCAUUUAGGUGUUGA
Messenger RNA from Aedes albopictus (Asian tiger mosquito), 1464 nucleotides. RefSeq lists its product as uncharacterized. Gene Ontology annotation, biological process: sensory perception of smell; detection of chemical stimulus involved in sensory perception of smell. Lineage: Eukaryota; Metazoa; Arthropoda; Insecta; Diptera; Culicidae. Bases 134 to 1261 code for a protein of 375 amino acids. The transcript is spliced from 4 exons. Gene Ontology annotation, molecular function: olfactory receptor activity; odorant binding. The record is from RefSeq and is a predicted model, not a curated record. Gene Ontology annotation, cellular component: plasma membrane.